This is a messenger RNA of Aspergillus saccharolyticus JOP 1030-1, 1870 nucleotides long. Its product is annotated as FAD-binding oxidoreductase. The record is from RefSeq and is a predicted model, not a curated record. The transcript has a single exon. Gene Ontology annotation, molecular function: FAD binding; alkylglycerone-phosphate synthase activity. The coding region runs from base 1 to 1818 and encodes 605 amino acids. NCBI's taxonomy places the organism in Eukaryota, Fungi, Ascomycota, Eurotiomycetes, Eurotiales, Aspergillaceae. Gene Ontology annotation, biological process: lipid biosynthetic process.
AUGUCGGUAAACAAACCUCAAGCCCACGUUGGAACCCACCGAAACCGCGCAAAUCGUUCCACAUGGGGAUUCGAAGACACACGGUACUCUGUCAAUGCGGCGGGGAAUCUGGAGAUUAGCGGCUCUCGCUACUGCACCAGCGGACAAGAGCUGCCGUCACUCUUCCUGUGGGCCAAAUCGGCCUUAGGAUUGAAGGACGAUACUUUUGCCGUGCCGCAACCCUCUCUCUACCCACCCCGCCUCUUGCCAGCGACCAUAAAUGAAGACUUCAUCAAGAGGGUUACGGCAGAGGUCCUUCAGGAUAAGGAGCAAUUGAGCCAAGAAAAAACCGUCCGGAUUCGUCAUGGGCACGGUCAAACUCAGCAAGAGAUCUACGGCCUCAAUUUCAGCUCUAAAACCGUGGGUAGAGUACCUGAUGUCGUGGUAUUCCCCGCCGGAGUGGAGGAGGUAUGGCGACUGGUACAGCUUGCUACCGAGUGUGAUGUUUGCAUGAUUCCGUUCGGUGGAGGCACAAACGUGAGCCAGGCGCUCCGAUGUCCCGCCACCGAAGCUCGCAUGAUAAUCUCAGUCGACAUGCAGCGCAUGGCCCGCAUACGAUGGGUGGACAAAGUCAAUCGACUCGCAUGCAUUGAGGCUGGAGCGGUGGGUCAAGUGAUUGAGCAUAAUCUAGGGGAAAAGGGUUUCUGUCUUGGCCACGAACCGGACAGCAUCGAGUUCUCGACUCUGGGGGGAUGGAUUGCAACGAAGGCAAGCGGGAUGAAGCGCUUGCGCUAUGGCAACAUCGAAGACCUUGUCAUGGACGUCGAGGCUGUCACUGCAGCAGGUGUAUGGCCAUUUGCUCCGGCGCUCGUGCCUCGAGACUCCGUUGGUGCCAACCCUAAGCAUUUGUUGUUUGGGUCGGAAGGCACAACCGCUAUCAUCACCGCAGCGAUCGUCAAGCUGCAGCCGCUUCCUUCUGUGCGAACGUAUGACUGCCUCUUGUUUUCCUCCUUCGAGACAGGAGUACAAUUCAUGCAGGCCAUGAGCCAAGCAAGUCGCCAUGUUCAACCAGCGAGCCUUCGCCUGGUCGAUUCCGCGCAGCUGCAGCUAAGCCAAGCUUUGCGGCCUCGGCCUGGACGAGCUGGCCAGGUGAAACAGCGGUUGCAAACGGCUUAUCUGCAAUACGUUCAGCGCUUUAAGUUCUCCGAGACAGUCGCUUGUACCUUACUCUUCGAGGAAACAUUGGAGGAAAUCCGUUCUCAACAGCGUCUUGUGCACAAAACUUCUCGAUCUUUCCAUGGACUGCACGCUGGCACCCAGAGUGGCCGACAUGGUUACGAGCUCACCUUUUCCAUUGCGUAUCUGCGCGACUUUAUCAUGCGUUACGGCAUCUUCGGUGAAUCGUUUGAGACUUCCUGUCCUUGGACCAAAGUGAAUGCGCUGCGGAGGCAAGUCCGCGAAAGGGUGGCGAAGGAGCACCGUGUCCGUGAUUUGCCUGGCCGUCCUUUUCUAUCCUGCCGCAUCAGCCAGGUCUACGAGACCGGAGCCACGGUGUACUUCUAUCUGGGCUUAUACAUGGUAGACGUCAAAGACCCAUCGGGGGUGUAUGCAGAGAUUGAAGCGGCUGCUCGCGACGAGAUCCUGAAAUGUGGAGGGUCCCUGUCACAUCACCAUGGAGUUGGAAAACUCCGCCAGCGAUUUCUGCGUCGUGCGGUGACUGAUAUGAGCUUGACGUUGAAUGCGAAGAUCAAGAGAGAGAUAGACCCAGGAAAUAUCUUUGGAUGUGGGAAUCUGUUAACGACAUCGAAUGAUGUACUGUGUCUUGAUAAUGGAGUGUGAUAGGCGGUAUGUUGUUUCUCUUUUGCGGUGGAAGUGUGGCUUCUUGUUGUGC